UUGGGAGCGGAUAGAGAUGGUUUCCGUACUUCAGUAUCAUUGCGACCAUUUCGUCUUGAAGCGAUGUACAUGAGUCUAUUGCAGCUGGAACAAUCGCCAAAGUUAUUGAAUACUCGGAACAAACGAGUUUUCCUGUCAUAAAAAGCAGACCCGAAUUUUUCAAACUUGACGGAGUUCUCUUUAGCCUUUUCUCCAAAUUUGUUAAAGUAGAAAAGUUUUUUGACUCUUCGUUUCCCCCAAUCCCUUGAUGGGACACAUGAGAAAAAGAAGUGAUUUGAACGCACUUCGUAGGCUGAACUGAGAGAAGAGAAGUUUUUUGUUCGGAAGUUGUAUGAUCUGAUGUCCUGUAUUUUAUACCCUAUUUGACUUCCAAUUAACUCACUAACUUUUCUUCCUUAUGUGGGCCGGCUCAGUAGCGUCUGUUUUGUUGCUCCAUGGAUAUCUUAGUGCAGUGGUAUACCAGCCCUCCUUUGCAAAAGCUGCCUCAUCAGAUCCGUUGGUUCCCUCUUUCGCAGAACCAAUUCAAAACGUGACUGUAGCCGCGGGCAGGGAGGUGGUGCUGCCAUGCGUUGUAGACAACCUCGGCACAUAUAGGGUCGCAUGGAUUCACACGGACAAACACACCCUCCUCACCCUGCACGACCGGGUAAUCACGCGCAACAGUCGCUACAGUAUUAGCCACAACAGUUACAGGACUUGGUGGCUCACCAUCAAGGACGUCGAGGAAUCCGACAGAGGAGAAUUCAUGUGCCAAAUCAAUACAUCUCCCAUGAUGAGCCAGAGCGGCUACCUGGACGUCGUCGUUCCUCCGAAAAUUGACGAAGAGAACACCAGUUCUGACACCGAUGUCCGCGAGGGUGGAGACGUUAGCCUGCGAUGCAGCGCGACGGGAUCUCCUACCCCAAAGAUCAAAUGGAGAAGGGAGGACCAGAAAGAUAUACCUGCCGGCCUCAAAUUGGGUUCAGGUUUGCACGGCGAGUACUUGAACAUCAGCAAAGUGAGCCGUCUUCACAUGGGGGCGUAUCUCUGCAUAGCUUCGAAUGGCGUCCAACCUUCCGUAAGCAAGAGAAUCAUGCUGAACGUAAAUUUUGCCCCAAUGAUUUGGAUACCAAAUCAGCUGGUCGGAGCACCGCUCGACACCGAAGUGGUGCUGGAUUGCGGUUUGGAGAGUCAUCCCAAGUCUGUCACGUACUGGACCCGCGACGGCGGAAUCAUGAUUCUGUCCAACUCCAAAUACAACAGCAUGCUUAUCGACUCGGGGACUUACAAAAGUAAAAUGAAUCUUCGCAUCAGAGAUCUUAAGCCCGAAGAUUACGGGGCUUACACGUGCGUGGCGAAGAACUCUCUGGGCGAAACUGAAGGCACCAUCAAACUGUACGAAAUCCCUCGACCUACUUCAACAUCAUCACCAGCACCUCAGUACACAAGCAAAAUGAGCAAAACAGACGGAGCUCAACAAACAACAAGUGAAAAAAUGUUGAUAAGCACUUGGAAAAAUUCCUUAGUGAAGGAUGAGAACGAUUCUGCCAGAAAAGCAGAAUUGUCUACCGAGCUUUUGGAAAAGGAGAGUACAGUCGGAGGUAUUGCAGCAGCCGCUGCAUCUGAUCACGAAUUCAGAGAAUCAGGAGGAGAGAGGAAAGAAAGCAGGCGGAGACUCAACAAAGGGCACUCCAGCGCUCCCGGCCAAAUUUAUUCCACUCCCUUUAUGAUUUUUGGAUCCAUUCUGCUCCUCCUCUCACUGCUACGCUGAAACGCCAAAUCCGAGAAGGAAGAAAAUCCAUUCCGAUUUUCUAGUUUCAACCUCUGGUGCUGAAAGCAGCAAGUUAUAUAUUUGAAAGAUAUUAUGAAAAAUGGUUAAAAAAUGAACUCUCUCAUUCUCAUGCUCAUUAUUCAAAACUUAUUUAGCCCCGUGUUCGAAACUGCGCGAGACUGUUUGUAGUGGAGCGAUUUUUUGGGUUUAAUAUCACAUACUAUAUGUGUAUAUACCUAUAGCAAUUCGUUGCUCUUUUCUUCCCUAUAUUUCAGCAGAAUAAGUAUAUACAUAUAUACAUAUAACUAUAUAUCGGGAUUCGUCUUGUGUAUAUAUAAGUCAGGUUUGUUUGCAGUCGUAGUCGAAACUCAACAAAGUUCUGGAGUAGAACAAGUCUUAAAAUGUAUGAAUUCUUGCAUAAAAUAAAGCAGGUAUGUAAGGUGUUGUAUUAAUCAGAUACAUUAUCUGACUACGGGUUUUUUUCUUUAUAAUAUACAUCUGACUAAGAGAAUCAGGAAUUAUAAAAUUAUACACCAAACGAUAUCGGAAAGAAUGAUUUUAUAAAUCAGAUACGUAAUCUAUUUUCAGUUUUUAUUUCUUUCGAGAUACGUAGUUGACAGAAAAUUACUAAUAAUGCAACACUAUCAAAGGAUAUCGGGGCUUCCUUGCUAAUAAUAUAUAUUAGGCUAUGAAAAUCAGUAACAAUAAAACGACACCAAGAACACAUUGGAUAGUUUCAAUUGUAUUAUGAUAGUUGUUGAUUUUAUAGCUACUCAAAAAUUAGUAACUGAUUAAAGAUAAAAUGAAAAAUUUUAGUAGAAUAAUCUGAAGUUAUUACAACUUGUUUCCGUAUGAUUUUCAUGGAUAUUUAAAAAGUUAUUUAAACUGGAUAAAAAAAUAAAAUUCAGAAUUAUAUAUUCAGAAAAAUAAACUACAGAUUCUUUUUUUAAAUUCGGACGUAUUUGAUAUUUAAAAUUAUACAAAAAUUAGGUUUUUACCAAAAGAUAACAAAGCUCUUUUUUUCCUAAUAAUAAAUAUUAGAAUAAGAAAAUU
Messenger RNA from Argiope bruennichi, 2803 nucleotides. Its product is annotated as lachesin-like. Lineage: Eukaryota; Metazoa; Arthropoda; Arachnida; Araneae; Araneidae. The record is from RefSeq and is a predicted model, not a curated record. The transcript has 10 exons. Gene Ontology annotation, cellular component: neuron projection. Bases 398 to 1750 code for a protein of 450 amino acids.